Trichoderma atroviride IMI 206040 is the source of this 561-nucleotide messenger RNA. RefSeq lists its product as uncharacterized. The record is from RefSeq and is a predicted model, not a curated record. NCBI's taxonomy places the organism in Eukaryota, Fungi, Ascomycota, Sordariomycetes, Hypocreales, Hypocreaceae.
AUGUCCGUUGUUCUUAAUCGACAGAUUUUCCGAGUCAACAAUUCCCAAGCGCAGAUCGCAUCUCUCGCUUUACAUCAGGGCCAGCACCGCAAUCAGCAAGUCGACACUUUGAGCUCCAUCAUGUCGGCUAUCGCUCCUGAUACGAUGGAUUCCAUCUCGUAUCUCAUCUACAUGUUCUACACCAUAGAGACGAAUGUUUUCCUCAUGCUAGGACUAUCUCCGGCCACGGCGUUCCGAAUGUUUCCUCCGCUGGAGCAAUUCCCGGAAGGCAGUGUGGGCAAUUUCGCUCUCUUUAUGCAGUACUCAUCGCUCGCCGCACUGCUUUUCUGUGCCCUUGCUGAAGUAUUUCCGGUUCAACAUAUGGACGAGAAUGAUCCUGGUUUGCUGACCGCGUUAUUUCAACAAGUGGUGGGAAACAAUCCUGCGCUCAAUUCUCUUCUUAGGUUCAUCCGUACGUGGCUGUUUAUGGCGAGCUUGCACGUUUUAUGCUUCGAAUUCGUGGAGGCGCGAGAUUUACUCUUGUUCUUGGCCAAGGCGCGUGCGCUGUGCGAACUCUUGUAA